Messenger RNA from Pseudovirgaria hyperparasitica, 3926 nucleotides. RefSeq lists its product as uncharacterized. The record is from RefSeq and is a predicted model, not a curated record. Bases 469 to 3642 code for a protein of 1057 amino acids. Gene Ontology annotation, molecular function: protein binding. The transcript has a single exon. NCBI's taxonomy places the organism in Eukaryota, Fungi, Ascomycota, Dothideomycetes, Acrospermales, Acrospermaceae.
GAACUGUGGACUUGAAUUCGAGUUACUGCAUAACUAUUGGUUCAGACUUUCAACGCCACAGGUCGACCCCGGGAGUUCACAGUCAGCUGCUUCUAGUGGGGGAAAUGGUGGUGGUGGUGUGCGCAAUCUUCUAGCCACCUGUAAACAUUCAACAUUACGACCUCCAAGUAACCCAACCUCGUCGUCGUGUCGAUCACCUCUCUCUCAAUAGUUGUCUACCACCGCUCUGCAGCUUCGAACUCUACACUUCUCUACCCAACAUCGAACUAACCUUGCGAAACACCUACGUCCGACGUUUGCCGUGCUCGAAGACUGCCCGUGAGGCCCGCGACAUCCAUCUCCGCACUACAGGCUUUGGACAGAAUCAUGCAUAGGCGGCUGUACACGCUGUCUACGCCCGUCUGAUCCACCUUGCUGCAUCAUAUAUCUUUCAACUCACUCUGCCGGUGCGCGCAGUGCGCUAUCGACAUGAGGCUCGAUGCCUUUUUCAACCUUCCAGCCGCUUUACUCGCUUUGAUCGCAGCUCCGGUUCUUGCGCAGCUUCCUUACAACCCUACAACCCUCCUCAACUCACCUGCUGAAGACCGCCUCAUCUAUGCCUUCAAACCGCUCUCUGGCUCGACCGACACAUUCGAGCUUGCAUACCUAAACGCAUCGUCCUUCUUGCAGGCUUCCACUCUGCAGUUCACAACACUCUCGGCGAGUCUACCGUUCCUCAAAAGCGCUACGCAGCCUUUCGUACCUACAAUUGGAAGAGACGGGAAUAUCACAAUAUAUACUGGUAACUGCUCGUUGGGGCCAUCCGGGGCACAGGUAUGGAGGUAUGCUCCCAAUCCAGAUCCCGCCAGGCUGGGGAGCUGGUCGCAACUUUCCAUAGCACCUCCUGCCAAUGUUACGUAUGGUGCGCCGAACUUCCUGGUAUCUGGCAUAUCCUUCGCAAGCCAAACUGAGGGAAACGACACCACAUCCAGCAUCUAUAUGCUUGGCGGCAUGUGUCCGACAAACGAUACCACCCCGGAGACAUGGCAGUCUGUCGCGAGCUAUUCGAACACAAUGAUAUCCGUCGAUCCGGAGAACGGGAGUGCCGAAACAGCUUACGGCUUGGAUACGGUGUCCAGCCACGAGCCACUGAUUGCUCAAGCCGGGUAUGCUGUCGCACCCUUGCAAGCGACUUACUCGGACGUCGAUAGCGGAGCUCCUAUUGAGCAACAAGACUUUGUCAUCAUUGGUGGCCAGACCGAUGUAGCAUGGAUCAACAUGUCGAGAAUUGCUUUGUUCUCGCUGCCACAGGAGAGUUUUGCGUACAUAGACGUCGAUGAACCAGACGGACAGCACACCGAUCUUGCCUUGCGGACCGACAUUACCGAGAUCCAACCCAGAUCGGGACAUACAGCAGUGUUGUCAGAAGACGGAAGAUCAAUAGUCGUGUAUGGUGGUUGGGUCGGUGACGUUACGAACCCUGCAGAACCCCAGCUCGCUAUAUUAAAAGUUGGAAGAGGCUAUGGGGGUGAAGGCCCAUGGCAGUGGGUGGCACCGUCUUCAUCUGGGACCGGGCUAGCAGUCAACGCAGGCUUGUAUGGCCAUGGCGCUACGCUAUUAGCAGGAAAUGUCAUGAUGAUAUCCGGCGGGUUCGGCAUAUCCGCACCAUCUAAUACAUAUCGACGACAGUCCACGCAGAUGCAGAACAGACAGACAAUUUUUUACAAUGUGACUUCGAACUCGUGGAUAGACACGUAUAUUGCACCACCCUCGACUGCAUCAGAUAAAAUCGGCGAUGGAGAUUCGGGUGGAUCAAGCACGUCCAAGAAGGUUGGUAUUGGCGCUGGAGUUGGCCUUGUAGCUCUGGCUGCUGUGGUCGUUGGCUUCAGCUAUUGGUACAUUCGUCGAAGAAAAGCCCUUGAAGAAGAGGCCAAGGAGAAAGAUGGUUAUCUCCCUGAAACGGCCCAGGACAUCCAGCCAUAUGGAGAUGGAGGUCUUGGGAAUGAACCAACCUCUGCCUAUUACUUCCCUGGACAGGAUCCCCGGCACGGCUGGAAGAACAAUCAGACGCAGGAAGCCCAGAGAACAGGCCUGUUGGUCGAAAUACCAAGUCCCACUCGAGGACUACGGCGCAAUCUCGCCAACAGGCCUGUUGCUUAUGCAGAUGGUCGACUCCCGACUUCUGCAAGUAAUAUCCACCCGAUCGACGAGCUCGAUGAGGAAGAAGAUGAUGGGGAAGCCAUGGAAAGAAGGUCUGUGCCAGUACAACCUACUGAUGAGGUAGAGAGACCUGAAACGUCCGAUCGAAUACCUUUCAUGGCCGGCAGUCUAAACCCUUUGGGAAGUCACCCAAUUCAUGAACCGCCGCAGGCUCGACCACCACAACACCGACAUACGAACUCGAUCACCUCGAAUUACACGUCAGCGACCGCGGAUUGGUGUCAAGAGAUGGACGAGAAAAAUGCAGGUAUCUGGGUCAGCAGCAAAGAUACCAGCUCGUCAAGCAGUUCCGGCGGUCGCAUAUCGCCUGACAAAUCGGAGCGAACAAUAUCUAACCUCAGCGAUAAGAGUUUGCGAUCAGAAGUCUCGGCACGCUCAAGCAAUGGGGCUUUCGCCAUGGGUCGGAAUCUCUCUCUUCGAUCGUCCACACUUCUCAAUUCAAUGACAGAUCCAUUCAUGACCCCCCAAACUAGUCCAGUUCAUGAAUAUCCACCAACGCGGCAUUCUGGCGUACCGCAGCCGUAUAUAAUCGGUGGGAACGACAGCAAGGAGACUUUUAUGACAGCCAAAUCAAACUUUGCGGCUCUGCAAGCCGAAGGCCAAGCUCUUCUUGGUGGUCGUCCCGAGCACGAUGCAGGUGCAUUUCCACCGGACGUCCACGAUUAUGAAGACGAAGAGUUCGAGACUCGCCGUCGUGAACGCAGUCGUUCCUUUCUUGGCAAUGUUCGACGUGCACUCAACCGGACUAUCACUCGCACAUCGAGUACAGGCCAACGUCCUGCAAGCUGGGUGCAUCGCAGCGCAUCGGGGUCAAAACGACCUACGACAGCAGACUAUGGCGCUGUAGAAGAUCGUUCUGACUCCGUAUCGCCUGAGAGACGUAUCUCUAGGGUUCCCGGCUCUCAACGUUCCGAUGCACCUCGUCGCGCAGCCUCGGACGCAUCCUUCUGGAAGUCCAAGCGCGGUGCGAAAGACUGGAACUACGAUCCAAAUACGUCACCAGUAGCCGAAACUAUCUUCAAGUGGCGACGCAAUAGCGGCGACGACUGGGGUGCUCCUGAAGAUGCCCGUGAGAAAGCACGACAAGAGGAGGAAGAAUGGAACGUAGAGGAUGCAGCUGAGACGCGCGAUGUGCAGAUGACUUUCACGGUACCCAAGCAGAGGCUCAGAGUUGUCAACAGAACCAGCAAGAUGAGUUUGGCUACCACAAGCGAUGGUGGUGGCAGCCGACUCGGCGAUGGCGAUGAUCGGUACACUACCGCAGACGACCGGAGCACAAUUGCCGACGAUCGAAGCGAAGUUGCAGAGGCCAUUCGACGGGAAGAGCUCGAAGAGGAGCGGCGCCUCCACCGUCUCGAGAGACAGAGGCUAGAAGAACGACUGCGAAGAGAACGGAGUCGCGUGGAGGAGCUGAGAGCCUUGUUCGAGCGAAAAGAGCUCUGAUGUCUUUUGUUUUUGGAAAUCUACGAGCUUGAGUCGGCACAGUGAUUGAUGUUUUAUGACUGGUUGGAAACCUCUUUGAGAGUAUGGAUUUUUGCAUGGAGUUUGGUGCAUUUAGGCUCAAUCUUUUGGGAGUACAUACACACGACACGCUGUAUGUACACAGGAUCCUGGUUUAUAUAGACAUCGAUGGCGAGUGAGAGCGGAUUUUUAUAUUUUUGUCGUAUAUACGUAGAUGUAGGCGGUGUUAUAUCCAAACGUUGGAAUAUAAUUGAGAUCAUACCCAA